Molecule: messenger RNA, 1245 nt
Organism: Ustilaginoidea virens
Lineage: Eukaryota; Fungi; Ascomycota; Sordariomycetes; Hypocreales; Clavicipitaceae
Exons: 7
Coding region: 1-1245 (414 amino acids)
Source: RefSeq, a predicted model, not a curated record
AUGCCUGGCACGCGGGAUGUCGAGGCGUGGACGUGGUAUAGCUUUGCCAGCUUGUUCACACUUUGCCGCUUCCUAUCUCGCACGAUCCGACUCGGCGGCGGAGUGCAAUUCUUCGAACCCGAAGACUUUGUCAUGGUUCUGGCAUUUGGCUUCUAUACCAACCUUAUAGUAUGGGUCACGAUCCAAGAGAAGCAUCUCCACACCAACAUCCUCCCGCCCACGGGCACCGAGGGCAUGAGCGCGGCCGAGAUUGACGACCGCGUUUACGGAAGCAAAAUCACAUUCUUGAUUGAAGAGUCCAUGAUUAUGCUGCAGAUGCUGUGCAAGGUGUGCAUGUGCAUGCUCUAUUUGAAAUUGACGUCCGGAUUGAAACAGAGACAGCGGCUGGUCAAGUGUCUUCUUUGCUACGUGGUGAGCGGAUGGGCCAUUACCGAAGUCUUCUUCUUUGGGUUCUGGUGCCGGCCCUUUCUCAACUAUUUUCGGGUUCUUGACGACAACACACCCGGUUGCACGACCUCUCAGGAUCAUCUCAUCAUGUCAUACGUCUUCAACAUCACGUCCGAUCUUCUCAUGCUGAUGGUUCCUAUUCCCAUGCUUCUGACGUCCCAACUGCCAUGGAAGCAAAAAGCCACCAUCUGCGGAAUCUUUGGCCUCGGCAUCUUUGUGAUGCUCGCCUCCACCCUAAACAGGUACUACUGCUUCGCGCACCCGGAUAGCAUCCUCUGGAUUUACUGGUACGUGCGCGAGGCCAGCACCGCCGUCAUCGUCACCAACGUGCCCCACUGCUACGCCCUGCCCCGCAAGGUCUUCCACCUCGGCGCCUUUGGCAGUUUGAUGAGCAGCAUGCCCAGGACGAGGCGGGCGCGCAAGGGUGGCGGGCGAGGCCACGGCAGCGGCAGCGGCGAGGAGAAGCACAAGCACAGGGCGGCAGCCCCGGGCCGCGCCGUCGGCAAGGGCCAGUCCGGGUUUUCGGAGAGCACGGAGAACUUUACUACCCCGGCGGCGUCCUUGUCCAAGCCCGCGUCCACGCUGCAGAUCUGGCAGCGGAGCGAGUACGGCAUCGACGCGAACAAGGGCGGUGACGGGGUGGCAGAGGAUACCGAGCUGCCGCUUUGGACGGGCGGCAUGGGGACCACCACGGCCAUGGUGGAGGCGGACCGAGCGGCUGCGGGGAGUCGGGGGAGCAAGAGGUCGAACCAGGGACACGAGUACGGAGUAGGCGUGGCUCUAUCGACGACGCCAUGA